This is a messenger RNA of Cydia strobilella, 1154 nucleotides long. RefSeq lists its product as uncharacterized. Gene Ontology annotation, biological process: synapse organization. The transcript is spliced from 8 exons. Gene Ontology annotation, cellular component: neuron projection membrane. The record is from RefSeq and is a predicted model, not a curated record. Lineage: Eukaryota; Metazoa; Arthropoda; Insecta; Lepidoptera; Tortricidae. The coding region runs from base 172 to 1035 and encodes 287 amino acids.
GCGCGCAGGCGCGGAGGCUGCUGCGCUGUAGUGGGGAGCAGAGGUUGCACUCCGCGCGUGCAAAGUGCCCGCGUCGCGCAGUGCCUGGAGGAUGAAGUGAAUCGUGCUCAGUGAGUGAUAAAGUGAUGAGUGCAUUCGUGUGAAACACCGGGCCUGGAUCCCGCGGCCGCGAUGCCGGUGGAGGGGCAACGGUGCAUUUGCGUCGUUGUGCUCCUUAUUCACACCGUCAUCGGAGCUGGAGAAGCGCCAACAUCGUCUCCCCCAACACUGAAGCCCGAACACAACGAGCUGACGGUCACGUUCCCGCCGCUGGAUGAUCUCUACCACACGCCUGAGAAGCACUUCGCAACUGAAAACAACACGGUUGUGACUUCCCAAAUCGGCUCCACGGCUCUGUUACCGUGUGUCAUUAGAAAUAUUGGUGAUGGAAUUAUAUCAUGGAUAAGAAGAAAAGACUAUCACCUCCUCACAGUCGGCCUGACCACAUACAGCUCCGACCAGAGGUUUCAAGCCAUACAUCUACAGCAUUCAGAGGACUGGACACUGAAAGUGAAGUUCGUCCAAAGUCGUGAUGCGGGCAUUUACGAGUGCCAGGUUUCAUCUCAUCCGCCCACUAGUAUAUUUCUACGGCUAGAUGUCGUUGAGGCACGCGCGCAGAUUUCGGGUCCCACUGAGAAGUAUCUGAAGCCAGGCUCGACAUUACGCCUGCAGUGCGCCAUCGUGCAGACAACGGAGGCACCAGCUUUUGUAUUCUGGUAUCAUAAUAGCCGCAUGAUAAACUACGACGCCGAGCGCGGCAUCAACGUGACCACCGACGCCGCGCAGCGCGUCUCGGAUCUACUGAUACCGGCGGCGUCUGCGCAACACGCCGGCAACUAUACCUGCGUGCCCAACAACGCCGUUCCUGCUAGUAUUUACGUCCACAUAUUUAAUGGUGAAAACCCAGCGGCCAUGCAAUCGUCAUCGCCGAGCUACUACAUCCUGGGCCACUUCCUAUUACCAGCGCUAACGAUAUUAAACCUCUCCCUUAGGUGACAAUCGUAAGCUUAACUGCCUUAGCAGAACGUAGCUAAGCUAAAUAUCUAUUUCUGAAAUCUUUGUAGGACGGUUCGUUUUUGCGUGAAUCGAGUUAGCGUUGUAGGUAUUAAUAGCGA